This is a messenger RNA of Paraglomus brasilianum, 2469 nucleotides long. NCBI's taxonomy places the organism in Eukaryota, Fungi, Glomeromycota, Glomeromycetes, Paraglomerales, Paraglomeraceae. The record is from the annotation of a GenBank genome assembly.
AUGUCUAGAUAUACACAUACACCGAAAUCCUCCUUGGGAGGCAUAUCAGAAGAAGAGGAUGUAUUCUUCGAGGCAGAAUCAGAAACGCCCCCUCUCCCAACAUUACCAGUUAUGCCGCCUUCGAUAACACAGCCAAUUCUCCGUUCCUCCUCUACUUCAGAGUCAACUCGACAAAGGUCACCGCAACCUCGCAAACAUGUUCACAGCACGUCAAUUGACUCAUCGGGAAGUUCCAAGUUCGAAUCUAUCUACAUGACUCCGAGAGAGUCAGCUGCAAACCUUCCAUUUUAUCCAACAAAAACUGCAUUGUUGCAAGCUAGUCAAAGCGAACUUUCACUUGCCACCUCGGACGUAUCGUCCCAAAAACGAAUACCCUUCAGCACAACUUUAAUAGGUGAAACUUCCAAAUCUCCAAUCCCUCCCAUGCCUUCACUCAAUUCCAUUUCAACAAAGCGAAACCUUUCUUCAGCCCGUGACUUCACAUCACUAAAGGCUGCAGAAGAAGAACUCAAAUCCAUAACUGUUGGUUUUAAACAAGAGGACUGGCUAUCGUCAUCACUAGACUCAGAAGACAAACCCGAUCACCGCACUACCAUGCCUCCCCAUUCGGAAGAUGCAACUGUGAACAAAUCAUCAACUGACAAUAUAUUUCAGUCUGAUUCGGUUUUAUUUCCAUUGAUCACUACGCCAAGCGGCGGCGUUAUGCCUGACAGAGAAAGGAAGAGGAAAGACAAGAACGAGAACGAAGAGAAACAUGGCAAAGACAGAAAAUUAUUUUUGUCUCCUGAAAUUGAGGGUGAAAUCGAAAUAAAACCAAUAUCUUCGGGAAAGUCAUCGAGAAGGGUGUCCAAAGAUGAUGCACAUUCGCAUGGAUACGGAAACUCGAAAGUGAGUUCGAAAGUGAAUUCGAGAGUGAGUUCGCGAAGGCCAUCGGGGAAGUCGACUGAAGGCAGCUAUAUAGUUGUUCAAGUAUCGACAAGAGUCAAGGUGUUAUUGUUGAUUGGAUUGUCAAUCGUAUUCUUUUUCGCUACGCUAGAUCUAAAUCUAAUAGGGACAAUGGUACCAACCAUAAUAAAUGAAUUUACGGCGGGAAGAGACAUAGCAUUGAUAAUUACGGCAUACAAUCUUCCAAGCACUAUUCUUCAACCACUUUGCACCCCAAUUUAUAAAAUGUUCGGUAAGAAGCUAACUUACCUUGUAUCCAUAAUUUUGUUUUCUCUCGGCUCGUUUGGUUCCGGCUCAGCAAGAUCAAUAACAUGGUUAAUCUCCGCCCGAGUGUUGGCAGGCUUCGGUGGUGGUAUGAUAAUCCCAUUAACAUAUGUAAUCAUUCACGAUGCACUUCCUACUCAGCAACAUAAGAUGUUUAAUGGGGUAAUCAACGGAGUGUUUGCAGUAGGAGUAAUACUGGGCCCAAUAAUUGGUGGCUUACUAGCAGAAAAAUUUUCUUGGAGAUGGGCAUUUUAUUCGACGGGGACUUUUUCGCUCGUGGGAAUGUGUUUGUUGUCUUUUUCGAUAAAAGUCCCUUCUGUAGAGGGAAAUGUAUUGGGAAAGUUGAGAAGAAUAGAUUGGAUCGGGAUUUUCUUUUUGAUGUCCACUAUGAUCUUAUUCUGUGUUGGACUGUCAUCAGGAGAGACAUUUAGCGUAAAAGCGAUUGCAAUGCUGUCUGUAGCACUUGUAACCGCAAUUUGCUUCUGUGUUAUCGAAGCCAAGUUUUCACAAAAUCCUUUGCUUAGUGCUUCGCUCCUGAGAGAAUAUCCAUUGAGAGCCGUGUUCGGAUCGUUCUUCUUCUUGGGUUGGGUGCAAGUAGUGUUUAUGUAUUAUUCACCCGUAUUCUUUCAGUUUGUCGGGGGGAAAAGUGCAAUAGAGUCUGCCAUUGCAUUGCUACCGUUUGUUGGAGGUGUUGUUCUAGCGUGGAUGUUAUCUGGAUUAGUUGUAUUGAGAUAUGGGUGGGGUAGAAUGUUUAUUGUUUUUGGUGGAAUGCUGGUAAUUGUAGGGUCGGUGCUGGUGUUGACGUUUACAGACGGUGAGAUGUUAGUUAAGGAAAUAUUGAGUAUGCUUUUUGCAGGUAUUGGCAUCGGUGUACUGUCAAUGGUGCUUGCUGUUACCGGACAAGCAUCAUCAUCUCUACCUGAUCAGAUUCACUCUAGUAUAUCAGCAUUGAGUAAUUUCUUUAGAUGUACGGGGUUAGUGACGGGGAUGAUGGUAUCUGGAGCAGUGUUUAACAAUGAUAUACUGAAGAAAAUUCCCAAUCUGCCUACGGCCGAGGGAGCGCCGUUGUUCGAAGAUGUGAACGAUGUGUUAUCGUUUGAUUUCCUAAAGUCUGGGGAAGCUAAAGAAGAGAUCAUCGCAGUAAUAUUAGAUGCAGUAAAGAGAGUCUUCGGCGUGUCUGUCAUUAUGGCAGCAGUGAUUUUAUUAUUGUCGUUGUUUAUAAGAGAGAAUAGACCAAGGAGACCAUCAUUAAAGGCGUAA